CGAAAUUAAGAAAUUAAAUGGAGUGAAUUGUGGCUUGGCACUGUGAAAAUCACAGAGCUUUUGACUUUAAUCAUCAGCUUAAACAGGUCUAUAUAUAAGAGAGAAUUAUGCGUAUCUAGGAGGAAGUGAUAUGGAGGGACAGGUGGCACAGAGAGUGUUGUAGGAGCAUCUUCUUGACUUGACCCCCACUCAGCUCCAUCUCCCUCCAUGCGAUUAAAGGGUGAACAACAAAUAUUUUACUUAAAAAACAACUUCGGUUCAGGCGCCUUUUCAUUUCCACCCGAUAUAUUCUGCGAAAUCUUCUUCUUCUAUUCUUCUUGCAGGCGCAAAACUUCCUCAACUACCCAAGGAAUAGUAGGGCCGGAGGAAAGUUGGAUUUUUUCAAACAGAUUUUUCACUAUGUGUUCUCCUGUCAUGGAUUCUUUUCUGGACUUUUCCCGCGCACCCACCUGUUAUAUAUGUUGUUCUGGCUUUUCCAUCAAUACCCACUUGAUUUAUAUGAGGAUUCACUUGGUGGGUCUGCGAUAGCUUAGCUUGUGUAGAAGCAUCGAUUUAUAAAAUGGGUGUUUGCAAACUUAUUUUGAUGCUGCUCACAGAAGAAGAUCAGAACAGAGUGUUGAGCUUAUGAAAUGUUCAAGUUGAAGUGGACAACUUAGGCCUCCGAAGUGAGGGGAGGGACCCAAUAGCCUUGCAUACAUGGAUGAUGAAGGUAGAUCGGACAUCAAAGAUUGGGAUACAAUUGAAAAAGGUAUUGACAAAGGUAUAAGGGAUAUCAUAGGAUUGAAAUUCAUGUCUAGCCUUGCAGAGCGUGAUGCAGCUAUCCUAGAGAGGAAUUCUGCAUUUGCAGAGAAGAAAGCUGCAUAUUCUGAAAGGGAAGCUGCAAUCUUAGAAAGGGAUGCAGCUUAUGCAGACCGGAGCUCUGCAUUUUUUGAGCGUGAUGCAGCAAUUGCUGCUCUUGACUAUGCUAGGGAGGGUAGUUGGAAUGGACAGAAGACUCUCCCUUGUGGAACUUUAGCCAGUGCAAAGAUUUUGCAAGUGAUUGCAGAUAAUCCUUCAUUUUUGCCUAGAGAAUAUCAACCUGUACGAUCUGUUAAUCCAGGGUUUCCUCCAAUUUUAGAGGCUUUACCAUCUGCAGAGCCUCAGAAGAUGAUUAAGCAUGAGUUUAUAACGAGGGAGGAUGAGAAAGAGAGCCCCUCCAAGAGAAAAUAUGACCAUUGUGAAACGAAAACUCAAAAGCCCAAAAAGCAGAGAAAACAGGGGACUCAAUCUGAGGAAGGUUUAAAUGGGGAGGUCACAGUUAAGAAUGAGCAGAAGAAUCUAGAUGUUGUUAUUAAUGGAAUUGUUUUUGAUAUUUCUGCAAUGCCUAUUCCCGUUUGCUCCUGCACUGGUGUGCCUCAACAAUGUUAUAGGUGGGGGAGUGGUGGUUGGCAGUCAGCCUGUUGUACUACAAAUAUAUCACUGUAUCCUCUCCCAAUGAAUCCCAAGCGGCGAGGUGCGCGUGUUGCUGGAAGGAAAAUGAGUGGUGGUGCCUUCAAGAAAUUAUUAGAAAGGCUUGGAUCUGAAGGCCAUAAUAUAAAUUAUCCUAUUGACUUGAAAAGUCAUUGGGCAAAACAUGGUACAAACAAGUUUGUUACUAUCAGGUAGAUGCAAAUGAUUACAGGGAUUAGAUUUAUUUCUUUAUCCUCACAUAUUGUUCAUAGUCAUACCUGUUAGAUCUCCAUCUGUCUUCUUUCACCAAUAGCAUUGUACAGUAUUAGGAGAAAUUUUGUUAGGACAAAUGUGGAAAUUGUACUAUGUUUUGAUAAAUAGAACAUGGAGUUGGCUGAUGAA
Cryptomeria japonica (Japanese cedar) is the source of this 1830-nucleotide messenger RNA. Its product is annotated as barley B recombinant-like protein D. Bases 697 to 1644 code for a protein of 315 amino acids. Lineage: Eukaryota; Viridiplantae; Streptophyta; Pinopsida; Cupressales; Cupressaceae. Gene Ontology annotation, biological process: response to ethylene. Gene Ontology annotation, cellular component: nucleus. The transcript has 3 exons. Gene Ontology annotation, molecular function: sequence-specific DNA binding; DNA-binding transcription factor activity. The record is from RefSeq and is a predicted model, not a curated record.